CCAUCUUCUCUCUCGGCCACCCCCAACCUCCUCCUCCUCCUUCUGCAGCCGCAGCCACUGCAGUGGACGUAACGCCCGGCUGCGCCGCCGCCGCCGAUCCUGCCGUUUCCUCCAAAUUGAUCGCGUCCGGCCUCCGUCCCCGUUGGAGCCGCACGCCACCGACGCCGGGCGGCGGCAGCCCGUGCACCCGCGGCUGACGAACUGGACCUGCUCCUCUCCGUCUCUUCGAUCAGAACCGCACACCCACGCCGUACUGCACGCCGCCGACGCCUGCGCCCUGGUUACAGGAGCUGAUGCAAGGUGUAGGUUGUACUAUGAGAAGGAUGGUUGUGCACAUCAAGCCUCAAAUUGACCUCAAUUGAUUACACUAGAGCUGGUUGAAAAUAAUACAUAAUUGAUUCUGGUGGUUCAAACAUGGGUUCUAGAUUUCCAUCACAUCAGCUGAGCAAUGGCCUGUAUGUAUCUGGCCGACCUGAGCAACCUAAGGAGAAAGCCCCAACCAUUAGCUCCAAUUUGAUGCCGUACACUCAUGGUGACUUGAAGAAAUCUGGAGAGUUUGGGAAGAUGUUUGACCUCCAUGCUGACAAGUCCAGAAAAUCUGGUCCUCUGGGCAAUGCGCCUUCGAGUAAUACUUUAUUUGGGGGUGCUGCUUCCAACUCUGGACCUGUCUCUAAUGCUGGUGGCCGGUCAAACUACUCUGGUUCUCUUUCAUCUUCACUUCCUGGUGCUGGAGGAUCAGCAAGAGCAAAAUCUAACUCUGGACCAUUCAAUAAGCAUCGAGAACAAGCAAAGUGGUCAACCGGUCCCCAGUCUGGAGGUGUGACCCCAAUGGCUCGCCAGAAUUCUGGCCCUCUACCUCCAGUGCUUCCUACAACUGGGCUUAUCACAUCUGGCCCUCAUUCUUCCGGGCCACUGAAUUCGUCUGGUGCUCCAAGAAGAAAAGUAUCUGGAUCUCUUGAUUCUGCUGCAUCAAUGAAGGUGCAGGCUACAUCGCUUGCUCACAACCAGGCUGUUACUACUCUCACCACCGAAAGUAGUUUCUCAGUUAAGGGAAGCAUUUCGAAGUUGGUACUCUGUGGCAGGAGAGGCGUGCUCGGGUUUGUCAAUAGCUAUCCUGAUACUGAUCUCAGAACUGCAAAAGGUGGAGAGUAUGUGAAGGUUACAGGGGUUGUUACGUGUGGAAAUUUCCCACCGCAGUCCUCAUUUCAAAGGAUUCCGAGAUGUGUGUACACUUCAACUAGGCUGUAUGAGUAUAGGGGUUGGGAUUCAAAAAUUGCAAACCCCAAGCAUCGCCGGUUUACCUGGGGAUUACAGACAGCAGAGCGCUUUGCGGUAGAUUUCUACAUUUCCGAUUUUCAAUCUGGGCUUCGAGCAUUGGUGAGAACAGGAAGUGGUGCACGGGUGACACCAUAUGUCGAUGAACCGGUAGUAAUUGACAUCAAUCCUGAGAACAAGGACAUGUCUCCUGAAUUUCUAAGAUGGCUACGAGAAAGGAACCUCUCAAGUGAUGGUCGGAAAAUGCGCCUAAAAGAAGGAUACAUCAAGGAAGGAAGCACUGUGAGUGUGAUGGGGGUUGUUCAAAAGAGCGGGAGCAUGUUGAUGAUAGUACCUCCAUCGGAGCCUGUCUCAUCUGGUUGCCUGUGGGGGAAGUGCCUAUUCCCAUCGAACCUUGACGGACUAGUCUUGAGAUGUGAAGAUACUUCAGACAUGGAUGUCAUACCAGUAUAGCAAGCUGAGUGUCUAGAUACAUCCGUAUCUAGCAAAUCUCAGACACGUAAUGUGGAUUGGAGGGAGUACUAAAGAUUGAGUAUGGCUGGGUAAUCUGUGUUUUCACUGUAUACCCCUUUCUCAAUGUAUUACGUCCUCUUUUGCUCAUUUUUGGUUAUGAGCUCUUAAUACGUGUGUAAUAUGGUGGCAUUUGGGUUGUUUGAAGACUUGUUCCCUUGGGUCUAAUAUAUACGUAUUAUUUAGGAUGGUUU
Molecule: messenger RNA, 1979 nt
Organism: Triticum urartu
Lineage: Eukaryota; Viridiplantae; Streptophyta; Magnoliopsida; Poales; Poaceae
Product: protein SHOU4
Source: RefSeq, a predicted model, not a curated record